AUGACCGACCCCACAACAGAAAUCGAUGUCGACCUCGACGUCCAAGAAAUCCUCCUCGCCGCCUCCCAACACGACAUCCCCAAACUCCGCCAACUAAUCCGCUCAAACCAAACAAUCGCAAACCCCGUCAAUGUCAAGGACCCCGAAACCGGAUAUGCGCCGCUGCAUGCAGCAAUUGCGGCCUGCGAGCCUGACGACGAGGAGCCGAACGGCGUCCAGACCAACGGGGAGCAGGGAGACGAGCAGAAGAGCGUUGAGGAGAAGGGCUCGGCGACUGUGAGGUUUUUGCUUCAGGAGGGUGCGAUUUGGAAUGAUCUUGAUAAUAAUAAUGAGACGCCUGGGUGUGUUGCUAGGCGGUUGGGGUUGACGGAGCUGUAUGAGCAGCUUGUUGAUGCUGGUGUGCGGGCGGAGUUGCUUUUGAAUCGGUUGGAUGGGUAUGAGGAGCUUGAGGAUGAUGAUGAGGAAGAGGAGGAGGGACAGGAAGAGCAGACUGGGACUGAGGAGGUGGAGGUGGAGGGUGAAUCUGCUCCUCAAUUGGUUGAGGCGACUACCACUACUGAAACGGCUAUGGAGACGGGCCCCGAUGUCACUAAUUCCCGGUAUCUUGAUUCCAAUUUGACUUUCCAGAAUGAUCGGCUGCUGGAUCAAGAUCAGAAUGGUGUUAUGAUGGCUUGGGAGACGGAUAUCAUGGCCAAGUCGGCGAAGAAGCUACUGCCUACGUCUGGACUGCGUGUUCUGAAUGUCGGACAUGGUAUGGGUAUUGUGGACGGAUUCAUCCAGGAGCAGUCGCCAGCAGAGCACCAUAUCAUUGAAGCGCACCCGGAGGUUGUCGCCGAGAUGAAGCGGAAGGGCUGGGGUGAGAAGCCGGGUGUUACGAUCCACGAGGGCCGGUGGCAGGAUAUUCUCCCUGACUUGGUCGGACAGGGAGUUAUGUUCGAUGCCAUCUACUACGAUACAUUUGCCGAGUCGUAUGGCGACUUCCGGGAGUUCUUCAGUGAGCAGGUUAUUGGACUGCUUGAGCAAGAAGGGAAGUGGAGUUUCUUCAACGGUAUGGGGGCUGACCGGCAAAUCAGCUACGAUGUCUACCAGAAGGUAGCCGAGAUGGACCUUAUGGAUGCUGGGUUCGAUGUUGAAUGGGAAGAGAUCGCGCUGCCUAAGCUGGAUAACGAAUGGGAUGGUGUGCGCAGAGCAUACUGGCAGAUUGAAAGUUACCGUCUGCCAUUAUGCAAGUAUAUGGAUUAG
This is a messenger RNA of Aspergillus oryzae RIB40, 1242 nucleotides long. RefSeq names its product protein-arginine N5-methyltransferase (gene rmt2). Gene Ontology annotation, cellular component: cytoplasm; nucleus. The coding region runs from base 1 to 1242 and encodes 413 amino acids. The transcript has a single exon. Gene Ontology annotation, molecular function: protein arginine N5-methyltransferase activity. Gene Ontology annotation, biological process: peptidyl-arginine methylation. The record is from RefSeq and is a predicted model, not a curated record. Lineage: Eukaryota; Fungi; Ascomycota; Eurotiomycetes; Eurotiales; Aspergillaceae.